CUUUUUAACCCUCAGCAUCUAGAGGUCCACCAUCACUUGAGUUUCGUCUUCCAUUCCUGUUUUUUUUCAGAGACCGGCAAAAUAAAAAAAAAGAAGAUCGUACAACUAAAAAUACCUCAAAGAAGGAAGAUACAAAAGUAGUAACCUUUGUUGGUGAUUGAUACUAUAUCUGUUGUGGGUUUUAGACAAAGACCACGUCUUUGCAGUUGUAGAUUGGAAUUUUCCGGAUCUUUCUCUAAAUCGCUUUUUCUCCGAGCAACUUUUGUUUGGGGUUAAGCUCAAAGAAUCCGUUCUUUUCAGUCUUUACUCCAUCUAGGGUACCACGAUUGGAUCGGUUUUUAUCUGAUGAUUUAGUAACAGAGAUUUUGAAGAAAAAGAAAAAUGGGAGAUACUAGUCCAAGAACAUCAGUCUCAACAGAUGGAGACACUGAUCAUAAUAACCUAAUGUUCGAUGAAGGGCAUUUGGGUAUCGGUGCUUCUGAUUCUAGUGACCGUUCAAAGAGUAAAAUGGAUCAAAAGACGCUUCGUAGGCUCGCUCAAAACCGUGAGGCUGCAAGGAAAAGCAGAUUGAGGAAGAAAGCAUAUGUUCAGCAGCUAGAGAACAGUCGAUUGAAGCUAACACAACUUGAGCAGGAGCUACAAAGAGCACGGCAACAGGGUGUCUUUAUCUCAAGCUCUGGAGACCAAGCCCAUUCUACCGCUGGAGAUGGGGCAAUGGCAUUUGAUGUAGAAUACAGACGAUGGCAGGAAGAUAAAAACAGACAGAUGAAGGAGCUGAGUUCUGCUAUAGAUUCUCACGCGACUGAUUCUGAGCUUCGGAUAAUUGUAGAUGGAGUAAUAGCUCACUAUGAGGAGCUUUACAGGAUAAAAGGCAACGCAGCUAAGAGUGAUGUCUUCCAUUUAUUAUCAGGGAUGUGGAAAACCCCAGCUGAGAGAUGUUUCUUGUGGCUCGGCGGUUUCCGUUCAUCAGAACUUCUCAAGCUUAUAGCGAGUCAGUUGGAGCCCUUGACAGAACAACAAUCGCUAGACAUAAAUAACUUGCAACAGUCUUCUCAGCAAGCAGAAGAUGCUUUGUCUCAAGGGAUGGACAACUUACAGCAAUCACUCGCUGAUACUUUAUCGAGUGGGACUCUCGGUUCAAGUUCAUCAGGGAAUGUAGCUAGCUACAUGGGUCAGAUGGCCAUGGCGAUGGGGAAGUUAGGUACCCUUGAAGGAUUUAUCCGCCAGGCUGAUAACUUAAGGCUACAAACAUAUCAACAGAUGGUGAGACUAUUAACAACCCGACAAUCGGCUCGUGCUCUCCUUGCAGUACACAAUUAUACAUUGCGGUUACGUGCUCUUAGCUCUCUAUGGCUUGCCAGACCAAGAGAGUGAACCAUGACUCUAUUAUACUUCAACGAAGGUCCAGAAAAUUUGAGAUUCUUAGCAUAAGAUUUGACGACUUUAGACACGUAGCUCGUAUACAAGAUUAUGAUUAUACUGUUUUGUGUUGUAAUGUUUGUGUGUAAUGAAUGUAUCUUGAAAUCAUAAAAGUCCCGUAACAUUUGAAAAGCAUUAGGAUACUAAAGAGAAGCAGUGACUUUGGUUUUGUACAAUAUCAUUACAAAUUAUAAACACAGUCAUUCAGUUUCUAAGCGAAUGUAAAUGAGACAUAACAAAGAAACAAUAGUGGAUGAGUUGAAAGGAGUUGUCG
Messenger RNA from Arabidopsis thaliana (thale cress), 1693 nucleotides. It is a transcript of the gene OBF5, whose product is annotated as OCS-element binding factor 5. Gene Ontology annotation, molecular function: DNA-binding transcription factor activity; transcription cis-regulatory region binding; sequence-specific DNA binding. Bases 382 to 1374 code for a protein of 330 amino acids. The transcript is spliced from 9 exons. Gene Ontology annotation, biological process: regulation of DNA-templated transcription; DNA-templated transcription. Gene Ontology annotation, cellular component: nucleus. NCBI's taxonomy places the organism in Eukaryota, Viridiplantae, Streptophyta, Magnoliopsida, Brassicales, Brassicaceae. The record is from RefSeq and is marked reviewed.